GCGACCAGGUAAAGCGUGCGAAACCACGUGAUUUGUGUUAAAAACCAGUAAUUUUUUCGCUUAGAGUGUUCCCUUUGAGAUUCGAGUUCGGCAAUUAAAAAUUUUCUCAUUUGUGGGGAGGUUUUCAAAUGUGUAAAUUUGUACGCAGAUAUGGCAGUAGGUGUACUUUAUGUAUUAUGGUUCCGCGUCAUAAAUCGAUUUAAGCAAUGAUUCAACGUGUACAGUGCCUGGUGCUGCUUUAAUAUAGCGAUUAGUCGGAGCCCAAAUAUUGCUCCAAACUCAAUCAAAUGUCAUCGAAACAAUUGUGGGACAGAAAUCCGAUGAAAAUAACUUGAAAACGCACCAUUUACCCAUUUAAUCCACUAAAGACACUCACACAUCUCGAAAGGGGAAACAAACCAUGCGAAGUGUGGUGGAAAUAUCACCUUCGAACUCUAAUUUGGACUACUUAGAUAACGAUUCGCUAACAGAAAGUGUCACUGUUACGAGCGACUUGGAGGAAACUCAAAUCAGCUCUACUUCGCCUACUCCUACAGUAGUUAUCAUCGAUGAUAACCUACUUUCAUCGUAUUCUUCUUUUAGCAAUUCAAAUGCCGACUGUUGGGACAGCUCAGGAAGUAGCGACUGUAGCGCCAAAAAGUAUCCUUCGUGUGAGCUGACGAGUCGACCUUUGUAUAAAUCUCAAUUAAAGUAUUCCAAUCAAAAUGGCUGCAGAAGACGUAGAAUGGGGCUUAGUUCCAAAGAACGUAAUAUUCGCAGAUUGGAAAGCAACGAGAGGGAAAGAAUGAGGAUGCAUUCGUUGAACGAUGCUUUCGAACAACUCAGAGAAGUGAUUCCUCAUGUAAAAAUGGAACGAAAGCUGUCGAAAAUCGAAACGCUCACAUUGGCGAAAAACUACAUUAUGGCUUUAACAAAUACCAUUUGCGAUAUUCGAGGAGAAGAGAAACCAUAUACGUUCCUAGAAGCAGACAGUGAUAACACCAAGUAUAAAAAUGUUACCAAUAUUGAAACUGAUGAUGAUUCUACAGCAUCGUUACGUCAUGAAGAUAUUUACCAUUUAUUGUGAUUUAUUAAGGUGAUACUUAAUAGGAAGGAGCCAGACUUUUCAAAAAUCUCGUAUAAGGUAUACAAUGUUGCUGCGGUGUAAAUAAUUAUCUAUGUUGAAAAAUACCUACCUAUAUUAUUGUAUAAUAAGCACGAGUUUUCAUGUUGUUCCUUUAUUGUUGUUAUUUUGUUAAUGAUUUUUUUUUUCAUGUUUGUUUUUAAAUUCUGACUUUUAUGAACUUUAUAGUUACUGACCCAGAUUGUUAUGUGUAGAAGUUGAGACAAUAAUUCCCUAUUUUUUAUUUUUUCCAUUUUUAAAAAACUCGGGCUGCGGUUGGCCUCUCAAUUUUCAAAAAUUUGAAAAAAAAUCCAACUUUGAAGAAAAAUUAAAAAAAGUCGAGUUCUAACACUUCUAAAAAGUCUCUUUUGAGUAAAGUUAACUUCUCAUGACGAUAUUGCCCCCUCCUUGGAAAACCAAGUUGGUCCUAUAGAAUAGUUGAAAUUCGCAUUAAAAAGUCAUUGCUCAUUUUGUGUAAUUGGGUAACUGCUUGAAUUAAAAUGCAUAAAUUGUUCAUU
Molecule: messenger RNA, 1620 nt
Organism: Planococcus citri (citrus mealybug)
Lineage: Eukaryota; Metazoa; Arthropoda; Insecta; Hemiptera; Pseudococcidae
Product: protein dimmed-like
Exons: 6
Coding region: 401-1066 (221 amino acids)
Biological process (GO): axon development; positive regulation of transcription by RNA polymerase II; sensory organ development
Cellular component (GO): nucleus
Molecular function (GO): protein dimerization activity; DNA-binding transcription factor activity, RNA polymerase II-specific; E-box binding
Source: RefSeq, a predicted model, not a curated record